AUGGCUGGUGCAUUAAGUAGAGCAAAGGAAACUUUACCGAAAGUAAAAGACUCUGAAAAGGAGAGUGAUUAUGGAUAUGUGUUCGCCGUCUCUGGUCCAGUCGUAACUGCGGAACAAAUGACAGGAACAGCUAUGUAUGAGCUGGUCAGAGUUGGUCAUGAAGAGCUUGUUGGUGAAGUUAUUCGUAUAGAUGGCGACAAAGCGACUAUUCAAGUCUAUGAAGAAACUUCUGGUUUAACUGUAGGUGAUCCCGUAUUAAAAACCGGAAAGCCUCUUUCUGUUGAGUUAGGACCUGGUUUGAUGUCCAAUAUUUAUGAUGGAAUUCAACGACCAUUAAAGGAAAUCUACGAACUUUCCCGUAGUAUUUACAUUCCACGUGGAAUUUCCACUCCUGCAUUGGACAAAAAGUUGUUUUGGGAAUUUGAACCUUCUAACUAUAAGAUUGGAGAUCACAUUACUGGUGGAGAUAUUUACGGCAAGGUGUUUGAAAACUCUUUAGUGAACGAUCACUACAUUAUGUUGCCACCCAAAGCCCUUGGCACAAUUACAUAUAUCGCAGAAAAGGGAUCCUACAGCUUAGAGGAUACAGUGCUAGAAAUUGAAUUUGAAGGUCAAAAGUCUAAACAUUCAAUGUUGCAACUUUGGCCCGUUCGAUCACCUCGCCCAGUUACUGAAAAAUUAAUAGCCAAUUCCCCUCUAUUUACCGGUCAGCGAGUUUUGGAUUCACUGUUCCCGUGUGUGCAAGGUGGUACUACUGCUAUCCCUGGGGCUUUUGGAUGCGGGAAAACAGUCAUUUCUCAAUCUUUGUCGAAGUAUUCUAACUCCAAUGUCAUUAUAUAUGUUGGAUGUGGAGAAAGAGGCAAUGAAAUGGCUGAAGUAUUAAUGGAUUUCCCAGAACUUUCAAUCGAAAUAAACGGCCGUCAAGAGUCCAUAAUGAAACGCACUGCAUUGGUGGCAAACACUUCGAACAUGCCAGUGGCAGCUCGUGAAGCGUCUAUUUAUACUGGUAUUACACUUUCGGAGUAUUUCCGUGAUCAGGGCAAGCAUGUUUCCAUGAUAGCAGACUCCACUUCCCGUUGGGCUGAAGCCCUUCGAGAAAUAUCUGGUCGUUUAGCCGAAAUGCCAGCAGAUAGUGGCUAUCCUGCGUAUUUGGGUGCUCGGUUAGCAUCUUUCUAUGAACGUGCUGGAAAAGUUACAUGUCUUGGAAAUCCAAAACGAGAAGGAAGUGUAACUGUUGUAGGAGCCGUCUCACCGCCGGGUGGAGACUUUUCCGAUCCAGUUACUUCAGCAACGCUUGGUAUUGUUCAAGUAUUUUGGGGUUUAGAUAAAAAACUUGCUCAACGCAAGCAUUUUCCAUCCGUCAAUUGGUCUUUGAGUUAUUCAAAAUAUCUCAAAGGUUUAGAAAAUUACUAUGAAAGUAUAGAGCCUGAAUUUAUUUCUUUAAGAGACAAAACCAAAGAAGUUCUUCAAAAGGAAGAAGAUCUUUCAGAAAUUGUCCAGCUUGUUGGAAAGAGUGCACUUGGUGAAGCAGACAAAAUCACAUUGGAAAUUGCUAAGAUCAUCAAAGAUGAUUUUCUACAACAAAAUGGAUACUCUUCAUACGAUCGUAAUUGUCCAUUUUAUAAGACCACCUGGAUGCUUAAAAAUUUGAUUGGAUUUUAUAAUGCAGCUACUCAUGCCGUCGAAGUCACAAAUGGUGAAAUAACAUGGGCAAAAAUCAAAGAAAGGAUGGAUGACCUUUUGUAUAAACUUAGUUCUAUGAAGUUUGAAGAUCCCGCAGAAGGCGAGGAAGUUCUUCGUGAACGUUACCAAAAGCUUUACACUGAAAUCCAUGAAAGAUUCAGACAAUUACUUGA
This is a messenger RNA of Cetraspora pellucida, 1856 nucleotides long. Lineage: Eukaryota; Fungi; Glomeromycota; Glomeromycetes; Diversisporales; Gigasporaceae. The record is from the annotation of a GenBank genome assembly.